CGCCAACUUUGUUGUCACGUGAUUUACCUUUGUAUUCAAAUUUGCUCGAAGCGGAUAAAGUCAAGAGGCUGUGACACUUAUCAGACACAUCUUUGGCUGCAGAGAGAACGGUCGUAAAUAUGAAGUUGGCUCUGCUGUUAGCGUUGGCUUUUACAGCCGUUUUUGCACAGAAAGCAGAUGAAAUGAAUCCAUUUGACAAGAUCAUGUUUAUCAACAAUAAUGCCGGGGCAAAGUUUUCAGUGGACAACGAAAAUAACCACCCGGAUCUUUUCGAAGGUGACAUUGUCAUGACAAAAUCUCUACAAACAGACAUCGACAACAUGGAAUAUGCUGCAAAAAACAAAAUUUCUAAAUUCGAUGCAAUCACAAACGGUGCUUGGUCGAAUGGCGUUAUACCUUAUACUUUUGAUCGCAAUUUCAAUGCCAGGGGUCGCUCGGUCGUGCGCCAAGCCAUCGCUGAUUACCAAAAAUACACGUGCAUCAAGUGGGUUCCAAGAACCAACCAACGAAGCUAUGUUACCUUUUUCCACGGAUCAGGAUGCUACUCCAUGAUUGGACAGCAAGGUGGCCCCCAAAGAAUUUCUAUGGCGAGUCCUGGUUGCCUGUCAAAGGGAAUCGCCAUCCAUGAAAUGAUGCAUUGCGCUGGAUUCUUCCACGAGCAAUCGAGAACCGACAGAGAUCGAUACAUUAAAAUUCAAUGGGGAAAUAUAAUGUCAGGUGUCGAUUACAACUUCAAGAAGUACAGGUAUGGACAAGCAUCCACUCUUGGCGAGCCAUACGAUAAGCAGUCAGUCAUGCACUACGGAAACUAUGCAUUCAGCAAAAACAGAGGAAAGACGAUCGUUUCUCUCUCGAACCCAUCGGAGACCCUUGGACAGCGAAGAGGAUUUAGCCGUAUUGAUAUCAAUCAACUGAACAAGUAUUACAAGUGUAGAGGAACAAAGCCGCAACCGACAAAGAAACCUGUGUCAACAUGCACAGACAGCUACGUGUUUUGCAAAGCCUUGAAAAGCUACUGCAGCCAUUCCUGGGUUAUUGCAAACUGUAAGAAGUCGUGUAACCGAUGUUCUCGACCAAAACCACGCCCAAAGCCGAAGCCAAAUUGUGAAGACCAAAACCGCUACUGCCCCGGUUGGGCAAGAGCGAAGUAUUGCAACCAUCAGCGAUACAAAUCUUUCAUGCAAAGGAGUUGCAAAAAGAGCUGCAAUUUUUGUUGAUCGCAAGGAUAGAGACCUUUUUGCUAACACAAGUGCAUUAGUUGGGCAUUGUGUUUUUGUAUCUUAUUCUUUACAUCUGUUCAUUUAAUGUUUCCGAUGUCUAUAGCUUGAUUUAUUGAUGUAUCAUUCCAAUACCUUGUCUGUAAAA
Messenger RNA from Rhopilema esculentum, 1365 nucleotides. RefSeq names its product hatching enzyme 1.2. Lineage: Eukaryota; Metazoa; Cnidaria; Scyphozoa; Rhizostomeae; Rhizostomatidae. Gene Ontology annotation, molecular function: metalloendopeptidase activity; zinc ion binding. Gene Ontology annotation, biological process: proteolysis. The record is from RefSeq and is a predicted model, not a curated record.